AUGGCCAGCCAGAACGAGAACGGAUUUACUGAAGAGACUCUCCGGAGAAUCUGGAAAUACAACUUCGUACUUCCGGACGGAAUCAAUGAGAAUACCUCGCCUUUCGAUACUACUCUAAGUUCUCAUGCUGCUCAGGGCAAGCCACAAGCACUGCCUGUUCCUGGUACUAAACAGCCUGGAUAUUCUGAAAUCUACAGAAAUCAAUGUUCUCCUGACAAGGUUAUCUCUGGAUACCAUCCCUCAGUCAAGACUUUUUACGAUGCUUUCUUGACAGUGGCUACUACGUAUCCUAAACGUGACUGUAUUGCUGAUCGUGAAUACGACCAGAAACUCAAGAAAUGGGGAAACUACAAAUGGCUUUCUUUUGAAGAGACUGCCAAACGUAGAACCAAAAUCGCCGCUGGUUUAGUUCAUGCUGUCAGAAAGGCCACUGGGUUUGAUCCCGCUGAUAAAAAGUACAUUGUUUCUGUGUAUGCCCCCAAUUGUGUCAACUGGAUCCUUACUGAUCUUGCCUGUCAAACUCAAAGUUUGCCAACCGUCUGUUUAUACGACACUCUUGGCCCUCAUACUUCGGAGUACAUUUUGAACUUGUGUGAAUCUCCCAUUGUUGUUUGUUCACUUGCCAAUGUCCCAAGAAUUCUAAGUCUCAAGCAUAAACUGCCUCAUGUUAAGGUUAUUGUGUCGACCAACUCGUUUGAGUCGGUUCCUGGUCAAUUUGAACCUGCCGGUCAAUCGAAGAAAGAGCUUUUGAACGUAUGGGCAAAUGACCAAGGAGUUGCUCUUUACUCUUUGAACGAAAUCGAGGCUUUGGGUGCUGACUUCCCUAUCGCGGAUCGACCUCCCAAGCCCGAGGAUAUCUAUGCCAUUAACUUCACUUCAGGAACUACUGGUAACCCCAAGGGUGCUAUUUUGACCCAUGCCAAUGUUGUUGCUGCCAUUGCCAUGGGCAGACACUGUUUAGGAAAGAAUUUCAAGCCUGACCAAGUUGCUACUGUGUAUUCAUUCUUACCUUUGGCCCAUAUCUACGAACGUAUUGCCAUGUGCAUUAUCAUGUCGCUUGGCCAUCGUCAAGCAUAUCCUCAUGGUCCUGUGACUGAGAUUUUCGAGGAUAUCCAGAUUCUUAAGCCAACUAAUGUGAAUAUGGUUCCUCGUGUGUUGAACCGUGUUGCUGCUGCUCUUCGAGCCAGUACUAUCGAGGCUCCAGGACUUGCCGGAGCUAUUUCCCGUAAGGCUCAUGAGGCCAAAUUGAACCACUUGUAUGCCACUGGUAGUCCUAAUCACCCAAUCUGGGAUUUCCUAUGGUCUCGUAAGAUCAGAAAGAAGCUUGGUUUUGACAAUUUAAACAGUCUUGUCAGUGGAUCUGCUCCUCUGUCAAAGGCCACAGUUGAGUUCCUCAAAGUGGCACUUGCUGCUGAAUUGUUGCAAGGAUAUGGAUUGACUGAGUCCAUGUCAGGUAUUUCCGUUUCGCAACCUGAGGAGCCUCUUGCCGGAUCUUGUGGUGCUGUUGCUCCUACUACCGAGCUCCGUUUCAGAGACGUGCCUGAGCUCGGAUACACGGCAAACGAUAAGCCUUUCCCUCGUGGAGAGAUCAUGCUCAGGGGUCCUCAAAUGUUUACUGGUUACUAUAAGAACAAUGAGAAGACUCUGGAAGCCUUUGACGAAGACGGUUGGUUCCACACCGGAGACGUUGGAACUGUGGACAAGCUAGGCCGUAUUUUCAUCAUCGACCGUGUCAAGAACUUCUUCAAGCUGUCUCAAGGUGAAUAUGUUGCUGCCGAGAAGAUUGAAAACACGUAUCUGGCCAACUCGUCACUCAUCACCCAGAUCUUUGUUCACGGAGACUCGACCGAAUCGUACUUGGUCGCCAUUGCCGGUAUCAAUCCCGACAGCUACGCCACUCUCGCCAACAAGGUUCUCCACAAGCGUAUCCGACCCACUGACCUUGCUGCCCUGGCAGCCACAUACGACGUUCCUGAAGUCAAGGCCGCCUUCAUCAAGGCCCUCAACGGUUCAACAGGCAACCUCCUGCAAGGUUUCGAAAAGAUCAAGAACGUCCUGCUCCGCUUUGAGCCCCUCACCCCCGAGAACGACACCCUGACCCCCACCCUCAAGAUCAAGAGACCCGCUGCUGUCAAGCUGUUCAAGGCCGAAAUCGACGCCAUGUACAAGGAGGGUCCUCUCAGCGACAGCGGAGCCCUCAACUCCACACCCAAACUCUAG
Messenger RNA from Sugiyamaella lignohabitans, 2220 nucleotides. RefSeq names its product medium-chain fatty acid-CoA ligase FAA2 (gene FAA2). Gene Ontology annotation, biological process: long-chain fatty acid metabolic process. The record is from RefSeq and is a predicted model, not a curated record. Bases 1 to 2220 code for a protein of 739 amino acids. Gene Ontology annotation, molecular function: long-chain fatty acid-CoA ligase activity. Lineage: Eukaryota; Fungi; Ascomycota; Dipodascomycetes; Dipodascales; Trichomonascaceae. The transcript has a single exon. Gene Ontology annotation, cellular component: endoplasmic reticulum; membrane.